This is a messenger RNA of Miscanthus lutarioriparius, 585 nucleotides long. The record is from the annotation of a GenBank genome assembly. NCBI's taxonomy places the organism in Eukaryota, Viridiplantae, Streptophyta, Magnoliopsida, Poales, Poaceae.
AUGGGCUGCUCUCGCUGCCCCGUGCCGCCGCUGCCGCUUGCUAGGAGGGUCGUCGUCACGUGCACGGGGCUCUUCGGCGAUGGUGAGCCGGAGCUGGGUUUGUCAACGGUAGAGGAGCAACCUGCCUCUGCCGGCGGUGGGGGGGUGGGUCCUCUUUCUGGAGUCCAGCAAUGGAGCAGUCAGAGGAACUGCGACAGUUGUCAUCUCUGGUGCAGCAAACAACAGAAGCAGCAUUCAAGGCGGAAGCCGUCAGUGAGCUCAGUGCUAGAUAGUGUUACCAGGGAGUAUCCUUCCACCAAAAUGCCUGAAGCUUUGAGUUGUUUUGUGCAAUGCAACAUUCCAUUGGGAAUGCAGGGAAAAGUUCAUAUGAGCAAGGUAUGUAUCUCUGGUUUUCAGGAAGAAGGAUAUGAAGACAUACGGGGAGAAAUUGAGAUGCUGCAGCAAUGCAGACGUCCAAAUGUUGUCCGCUACUUUGGAAGCUAUCAAGGAGUGAAAUACCUAUGGGUACAAUCAAAUAGCCUUAUAUCCAUUUUAUUAAUAACAUUAAGAAAUAGAGAAACUAUUCUAUCAUUGAGAGAGUGCUAA